This is a messenger RNA of Cutaneotrichosporon cavernicola, 570 nucleotides long. RefSeq lists its product as uncharacterized. The record is from RefSeq and is a predicted model, not a curated record. Bases 1 to 570 code for a protein of 189 amino acids. Lineage: Eukaryota; Fungi; Basidiomycota; Tremellomycetes; Trichosporonales; Trichosporonaceae. The transcript has a single exon.
AUGUCACUGGCAGACAUGAUGGAUGACGCCCACCCCUCGUCGCCUCUGACGGACGCCUUCUUCAUCAGCCGGCCAAGCUCUCCAGAAGAAUCCCCAGGCCCGUCACCGACACGAACAGAGGUCGACCUCCCACUCGAUGUCGACGAGUCCUUUAACUCGUCCAUGUCCUUUUCGACAUGCGAUUCCCCUCCUGCUCCUUCGCCCUCGAUGCACCUGGGCAAGAUGAGCAUGGCGCCCUACUCGCCAACGCCCAUGGCUGGCCCCGCCAGCAGGCGCACGUUGAUGGCUGUCAAGUCGUUAUCCUCGGCCAUGGGCGGAGGUGGCACGCGUAUGGGCCAGCCCCUGACGUUUGGACGCGAACUCUCGCUCAACACUGCUCGCCCAGGCACGUUCGGCCAGCCGAGCCUCAAAGCUAGGGGACAGAUGCGUCCUCCAUCAGUCCCAGAAGGCAGGCUCAUGUCGCCUAGCCGCCUCCACGCGACGAGCUCACAAGAGAACAUCAGAGAACCACACCUGCUUAUGUCGCGUUGGGGUCGCCGCGAGGUAAGGGACCGCGCAACUGUGCGCUGA